Messenger RNA from Nelumbo nucifera (sacred lotus), 2473 nucleotides. The record is from RefSeq and is a predicted model, not a curated record. NCBI's taxonomy places the organism in Eukaryota, Viridiplantae, Streptophyta, Magnoliopsida, Proteales, Nelumbonaceae.
AUUGAUAUUUAUGAACCUUUCCAUGUUUCCAGACCAAAGUGGCCAUCUUCUUCAUUUGUUUCAUCAGAUGGAUUAGUUACUGCGAUGGCUUAUCGCCUUCCAAAUGUAGUUAUGGGAGACAGGUCAGGGAACAUACGAUGGUGGGAUGUAACAACUGGGUUUUCUUCAUCAUUUAACACUCAUAGAGAAGGAAUUCGAAGGAUCAAAUUCUCACCUGUUGUUGCUGGAGAUCGAACUAGAGGACGCAUUGCUGUACUUUUUUAUGACAACACAUUUGCCAUAUUUGAUCUUGAUUCACAAGAUCCAUUAGCCAAUUCCCUUUUACAACCUCAAUUUUCUGGAACCCUUGUAGUGGAACUUGAUUGGUUGCCCUUGCAAACUGAUAAAAAUGAACCACUGGUAUUAUGCAUUGCUGGAGCUGAUAGUAGCUUUCGCCUUAUUGAGGUUAAUAUUACUGAUAAAAGAUCUGGAGUUGGAUACCAUUCUAAAGCUAUUAAGGAAAGAUUCCGACCAAUUCCCUUGUGCUGUCCCAUCUUACUUCCUACACCACAUGCUUUGGCACUGCGGAUGGUCUUGCAAUUGGGUGUUAAGCCAUCUUGGUUCGAUACAUGCAAUACAAUUAAGGAUAAUAACACUUCAAGAAAUCAUUCAUCCUGGAGUGACUUUCGAAGUUAUAUGAUUGAUUCACAUCUUCCCACCAUUGGUGACUCUGUGGUGCCAGAAAUGCUUCUUAAGGUGCUGGAACCAUAUAGAAGAGAUGGAUGCAUACUAGAUGCUGAGACUGCUGGGCUAUAUGCUUCUGUGGUAAACGAAGGUUCUGCUGCAAGAUUUGCCUUUGCUGCUGCAAUCUUUGGUGAAUCUUCAGAAGCACUUUUUUGGUUACAGUUGCCUCGUGCUCUUAUUCAUUCAAUGAGGAACUCAUCUAAGAAAUCUCGUCAGAGAGCUUCUGUAUCAGCAUCUACUUCAGAGCUUGAGGACACAUCUAUUCUAAGUAGAAGAGCAUCAAGAGGAAAAUCAAUUCCAGGCAAGGAGAAGAAGGAUACAGUUUGUUAUGGUCGACUUACAUCAAUGGCCUUUGAUCAAGAAGAGUUGUGGAGAAGUGCUAAUGAGCGUAUUCCAUGGCAUGAAAAAUUAGAGGGAGAAGAAGCAAUUCAGAACCGUGUACACGAGCUUGUUUCAGUUGGUAAUUUAGAAGGUGCAGUUAGUUUACUACUUUCUACUCCUCCAGAGGACUCUCAUUUCUAUGCCAAUGCUCUACGUGCAGUUGCUCUUUCCUCUGCAGUGUCAAGGUCUCUUCUUGAACUUGCUGUUAAGGUUGUUGCAGCCAAUAUGGUGAGGACUGACAAGUCAUUAUCUGGCACACACAUGUUGUGUGCUGUUGGAAGAUACCAAGAGGCUUGUUCCCAGCUACAAGAUGCUGGAUGCUGGACAGAUGCAGCAACUUUAGCUGCUACACAUUUACAGGGAUCUGAUUAUGCAAGGGUGUUGCAGAGAUGGGCUGAUCAUGUCCUUCACACAGAGCAUAGCUUCUGGAGGGCUUCAAUAUUGUAUGUUGCAGCUGGUGCAUUGCAGGAAGCAUUAGCUGCAUUCCGUGAUGCACAGCAGCCAGACACAGCUGCCCUUUUCUUACUUGCUUGCCACGAGAUAAAUGCACAAAUUGCUUCCAAAUCAGGGAAUUCAGAUGAUCUUUUGAGGCUAUCAGUUGAAAACCAAAAAUCUAUCUUGCUCCACCUGAAUCCUGAUCAUCAAGAUGUGAUUGCAGUGAGUGAAUGUUAUGGGCAAUACCAGAGGAAACUAGUGCAUCUUUGCAUGGAUUUACAACCUGCUUUUGACUAGCAACAAUGGUUUGCAAUGUACUUCAAUUUCUCCAUUCGAAGAUCCCAUCUAGGUGGAUCUGGAAUCAAGGAUUUCAAGCAACAAAUCAAUUUGCCAGUUUGGAGGUUUUUAACAUCAAGAUUUUCAAGAUUGCUGGCUUCAUUUGGUACAGCUAAAGAGUUCGCAGCUAAUGCAGUGUUUUAAUAGCUUUGGCUUGCAUUGAUUUCAGUUUGACUUGUUUUGACGAUUCCAACUGGAGAAACCAGCAAAUCAGAAAGCACCAUAGCGCAAUUCUUGGGUGAUCUUGGGGACAACAUCUUGACCUAGUUGGUUGCUCAAGAUUGGAAUAGCAACAUCGCAUGCAGUGAUAUCACUGAUUGGUUGCUCAUUAUUGAAGAAAUCAUGUCUCGGAUAUUGGAGAUGUAUUGCAGCUGUUCGUGAAUUAGCAAUAUAGUUUUAUAGUAACUCAGUUUUCAAGAUGAGUUACUGGUACAGUGUACCCUGAUGAGCCCAAAAUUGUUGCCGGAAAAGUUUUGGAUAUAAAGAUAAUGAUUGGUGAUUGGUGAUUGGAUGUUGGGUGUUAGUGGUGGGUUUUGUAUGUCAAUAUUCUUUAUUUGUAUAAAGAUAUCAUUGUAGAAUACCUUCCAUAUCAUUUGAA